UAACCACAGAAACCCAAAGGUCCUUCUCUAACUAACGCACUGCGCUCCCCCUGCUCUCCCAGUCUCUGUGUCCUCUCAUGUUGGGAGAGUCGUGUGUGGAGCCAUGGAGCACAGCAGCAAUCGCCCCGAGGACUUCCCACUUAAUGUGUUCUCUGUCACGCCUUACACGCCCAGCACCGCCGACAUGCAGGUGUCCGAUGAUGACAAGGCAGGGGCCACGCUGCUCUUCUCGGGCAUCUUUCUAGGACUGGUGGGGAUCACGUUCACUGUCAUGGGCUGGAUCAAGUACCAGGGUGUCUCCCACUUUGAAUGGACCCAGCUCCUCGGGCCCAUCCUCCUGUCCGUCGGCGUAACGUUCAUCCUGAUCGCUGUGUGCAAGUUCAAAAUGCUAUCCUGCCAGCUAUGCACGGAGAGCGAGGAGAGGGUCCUGGACUCGGACCCGACUUCCGGAGGACAGUCGUUCGUGUUCACUGGCAUUAAUCAGCCCAUCACCUUCCACGGGGCCACCGUGGUGCAGUACAUCCCUCCUCCUUACAGCUCUCAGGAGCCUCUGGGGAUGAACGCCGCCUUCCUUCAGCCCAUGAUUAACCCUUGCGGCCUCGGCCUUGUACCUUCUAGCGGAGCGGCGGCCACCAUCCCAAGUCCCCCUCAGUACUAUACCAUCUACCCUCAAGACAAUGCUGCAUUUGUGGAGAACGAGGGCUACCCUCCUUUCGUGGGUGUUGGAAAUGACAGGCCCAGCUCUGAUCCUGACCAGCUAGAAGGGACGCAGACGGAAGAAGAGGACUGUGUACGUUUCUCUCCUCCCCCCUAUGAGGAGAUAUACGCCCUCCCUCGCUAGAGACUCUAACAUUAGGGCACGGACAUUUAAGUCAUUGUGUUGUGGUAUUUGGAGAGAUGUGUGUCGUGAUCUUCAGACGUUAGAUGCCAAAGCCGCUCAGGCAACCUUACAGAUGACAUUUAAGGUAGGAAAGGAGUGGGGGUGGGGAUGUGAAAUGUUUCAAGGCUGUUAAAUUAAGCUGCCCUGGGUAAGUUCACAAGUACUACAGGUUUGAAUCCUCUCAGCUGAGAAAUUCUCCGCUUUUGGAGGCAUCACUUAGGGCUAGAAUGAUAUGUAGUGUGCUCUGUGCCUUGGGUUUGAUCUUCAGUGCCAGAAAAAUGAAACCAAAACACAAACCAAGUAUAAUCCCUCUACGUAAGGUUCAGGAGGAAAAUGUCACCUCUCUCCCCACCCCCUACUCUGCCCAUUUCCAGGCAUUAGUGCCUGAGGAGUUUUAACUCCACUGGCCAGGGCAUCUUUCAGAGAGAUGGAAGCGGGGCGGGAAGGAAGCAGGAAGAGAAAGUCGGCCCAAUCAGAUUUCCCUGCACCCUGGCCUUCCAAAGCAGACUUCCUUAUCCCCCAACAACCUGGUUGCUCUCUGGUCUCCCUUGAAGCCUUUGGAUCUGGAAGAGUCUGUAAAAGAAGUAAAGCUGGAAACCCAUUAACAAAUAAAUGAAUAAAUAGAGCGGAAUAAAA
Molecule: messenger RNA, 1516 nt
Organism: Myodes glareolus (Bank vole)
Lineage: Eukaryota; Metazoa; Chordata; Mammalia; Rodentia; Cricetidae
Gene: Tmem174
Product: transmembrane protein 174
Source: RefSeq, a predicted model, not a curated record